AUGUCAUCAACUAUGCGCAAAACUUAUCUUUCAUCUUUUGUCUUGAUCUACAAAGAUUGGAACAAUAGAGACUGGACGUAUUUUACUAAAUCUGUUGUAGCAUCAAAAUGUCUUUUUGGUCUUGUGGCUGGUUUGAUACUUAGACGUACACGCCAUUACAAGUAUUUGCAGAUAAUUGGGAUAUCAAUUGAAAUGAUCGGUGCCGGUUUGUUAGUAAGCAUCACAGAUGCUAAUACAAACACUGGAACUUUAGUAAUGUCACAAAUUCUAUCCGGUAUGGGUGGAGGGUUAAGUGUUUAUAGUUCACGUACUGCGAUACAAGCAGCAGUUUCCCAUCAAAACAUGACAAUGGCAAUAACAACUCUUGUCCUAUUUUCUAGUAUUGGAAGUGCAAUUGGAAGUGCAAUUGCUGCUGUUAUAUGGAAUAGCAAAACACCAACGAAUUUGAGAAAAUAUAUGCCAAGUAACAUAACUGAUGAACAAGUGCAAACCUUUUUUGGAAAUUUGAAAUUAUUACGGAAAUAUCCAAUGGGUAGCCCAGUUAGAAGUGCAGCUAUUGAUGCGUAUAUCGAUACUGUUUAUUACCUCUUUGCGCCGGCUUUAGGGGUUUUAUUUAUUUCCUUCAUCGUUUGCUUUUUUCAAAAGAAUUACUACUUAGGUGAUGGUCAAAAUGCGAUAGAACCAGAAGAACAUAAUAACCCCGAAGGUGACGACGGUCCAGAUUUUGUUGACAGGUUUUUGGCAAAAUUGGCCUACAAAACUAGGAAAGACAAAUAG
Debaryomyces fabryi is the source of this 777-nucleotide messenger RNA. RefSeq lists its product as uncharacterized. The coding region runs from base 1 to 777 and encodes 258 amino acids. Gene Ontology annotation, molecular function: transmembrane transporter activity. The record is from RefSeq and is a predicted model, not a curated record. NCBI's taxonomy places the organism in Eukaryota, Fungi, Ascomycota, Pichiomycetes, Serinales, Debaryomycetaceae. The transcript has a single exon. Gene Ontology annotation, biological process: transmembrane transport.